AUGGCUUUUCAAAGCUCUAUGCGUCUGCUUUCGAUGUGGCUCAGCAUAGCCUCAGCGUGCCCUCAGAUACAACACAACAACAACCUCCACAGACGACAAGGCGUCAACGCCACCCUGCCAGAAGAGCCUCGCUUUUGGGCAUAUGAGGCAUCCUUCGAUUGGGGUCGACUGAAUCCAGAUUGGGAGAUGUGCCAGACCGGCAGCCAACAGUCACCAAUUCCUCUUCGGCUCGACCAAGGACUGUCGCGUUACCAUACUCUAGACUUCAAUUAUCCGACCAACGUGACUGGUGACUUCCACAACUGGGGAUAUGGUCCUGCUUAUAGGCUUGACCGGGACAAUGAGACCGAUUUCACCACCUUGCCAUCAGCCACAUUCGAUGAAGACAGCAUGAAUGAGACCGUAUACCUGGCAAGCUGGCAUAUCCACGCUCCAGCAGAUCAUACAGUCCAAGGAGAUCGCUCGAAGGCUGAACUCCAUUUCGUGCAUGCGGAUGCAGAAGGCCACGAGCGCGCAGUGCUGGCCAUUCGCAUCGAUCCAGGAAACUCGAACAGCACGUUCUUCAACCAAUUACCACCAAUGAUUGGCUUCAACCAGACUGAGAACCACAGCCUGCAAGUGCCAAUGGAUAUCAGCGCCUUCCUGCCCGAGAUCAACAAUUUCAGCGACUUUUGGACUUACAAAGGCUCAUUGACGUCUCCCCCUUGUACUGAAGGUCUGCGAUGGUUCGUCGCCAGAAACAUCAUGUUUGUGAGCGACCAGCAAAUGCAAAACAUCCUGAGAGUUAGCACGUUCUCAGCCAGGUCUGAGCAGGAAGUAUGGCGCCACGAUAUCAACGUAUGA
Molecule: messenger RNA, 843 nt
Organism: Fulvia fulva
Lineage: Eukaryota; Fungi; Ascomycota; Dothideomycetes; Mycosphaerellales; Mycosphaerellaceae
Product: Carbonic anhydrase
Exons: 2
Coding region: 1-843 (280 amino acids)
Molecular function (GO): zinc ion binding; carbonate dehydratase activity
Source: RefSeq, a predicted model, not a curated record